UCUCAUAGUCAUUGUAUAUUCAGCUACUUUGAAUACGCACCAAGCAUCAUGUCUACCUUCGCUUUCCUCCUCCUCUGCGUCCAAGCUUGCUUGGUUCAGAAUGUGUACAGCCAGUGUCUGCGUGGUGCCGUUGCUGGACCUAUUGGGUGGGAAGCUGGAGUAGCUGGCUGCGGCUGGGGUCCCGGCGUUGCUGGCUUAGGCUGGGAAGGCGGAUUAGCUGGUCCCGUUGGAUGCGGUUGGGGUGCCGGCCUUGGUGGUCUAGGCUGGGAAGGCGGUUUAGCUGGACCCGUUGGCUGCGGCUGGGGUUCCGGCGUUGCUGGCUUAGGCUGGGAAGGUGGAUUAGCUGGACCCGUUGGCUUGGGUUGGGGUGCCGGUCUUGGUGGUUUAGGCUGGGAGGCCGGUCUUAGUGGUUUAGGCUGGGAAGCCGGUCUUGCUAGUCCCGGUGCUUGGGGCUGGGGUGCCUAUGGAGGUGCCGGUGUUGGUGAUGUAGCAGUUGCCGGUGAAAUGGGCGUCGCUGGUACUACACUCGUCGCAGGUCAGGUACCAAUCCUUGGUGCUGUCGAAUUCGGAGGUGUCGUACCAGCUGCUGGAGCUGUGUCCAUCGCCGGUAGCUGCGGCUGCGGCUGCAACGGUGGUUACAUUUACUGAGCAAAAAUUGUAAUAAAAAUCUUUUAAUUAUAUUUUUGGAACUCUAA
Vanessa atalanta (red admiral) is the source of this 695-nucleotide messenger RNA. Its product is annotated as chorion class A protein PC292-like. The transcript has 2 exons. The record is from RefSeq and is a predicted model, not a curated record. Lineage: Eukaryota; Metazoa; Arthropoda; Insecta; Lepidoptera; Nymphalidae. The coding region runs from base 49 to 648 and encodes 199 amino acids.